Cuculus canorus (common cuckoo) is the source of this 6415-nucleotide messenger RNA. RefSeq names its product leucine rich repeat containing 74A (gene LRRC74A). Gene Ontology annotation, molecular function: calcium ion binding; protein binding. The record is from RefSeq and is a predicted model, not a curated record. NCBI's taxonomy places the organism in Eukaryota, Metazoa, Chordata, Aves, Cuculiformes, Cuculidae. The coding region runs from base 322 to 1896 and encodes 524 amino acids. The transcript is spliced from 15 exons.
AAAAUUUCCACGAUAUUUUUUAAUUCUGGAAAGCCCCUGAGCAAAUGAAGUCCCUUGUGCUCCGCAUGGGUUGAUAAUCACAAGGCUUUGCAAGCGCGGUUGGUGACAGACAAGGUGUUGCAGAGCAAACACAGCGUCAGCUCCCUUAAGACUAUAACUGCCGUGGUCUGGCUUUCUCAUAUGAAAUCGUACCAACUGGAAUACAAACUCGAAGGAGAGAAGAACUCAUACCAGCAGCCUGGCAAGACUCUCUGAUGUGUCUGGAAGGGAGGGAGCAGUCACAGACAAAACUGCAGCUGUUUUCUCAGUUAUCAGGAGCCAAUGGGAUCUCAGAGCAACAGGGUUUCCAGCACUGAAUGUCACCCCUUGGAGUUAGAAGGUGCAGACCAGAAUGAAGACAUGUCCAAUACCAGUGAGUCUGUGUCACUGGCUGACACCUCAGCAGAGAAGGUCAUGCAAGGAGCUGACGCUGACCUAGAAGAGAAGGCCACACAAGGAGCUGAUACUGACCUAGGAGAGCAGGCCAUGCAAGCAGCUGAUACUGACCUAGGAGAGAAGGCCACGCAAGGAGCUGAUACUGACCUAGAAGAUGAAGGUCCUGUGAAGGCCUUUGCAGGCAUUAUGGGUGCAGAGCUGUACUUGGAAGCAUGCAAGCUGAUGAAGGUGGUGCCUGUCUCGAUCUUUAUUCGGAACUUGGCCAAGCCUUAUAUAAACCUGAACCACUAUGGUCUAGGACCGAAAGGUGUCAAAGCCAUUGCUAUUGCUCUGGUGUCCAAUGCAGCUGUCACCCAUUUAGAGUUGGAAGACAACAUCAUUCUUGCAGAAGGAGCCAUAUGCAUAGCAAAGAUGCUACAGCGGAAUUCCACCCUUCAAGAACUGAACAUCUCCAAUAACCACCUUGACACAGCAGGUGCUGAAGCCAUUGCUGGCUUGCUUUUGGAUAACGUAUCCUACCUCCAUGCUCUUCAGCUCUCAGGAAACAACUUUGGGGACAAGGCUGCGUCAUACCUUGCUGAGGCAUUAACGGGCAAUUUUAAAUUGAAAGAGCUGGACCUCAGCCACAAUGAGUUCACUGAGAAGGGAGGACAGCUCCUGGGACAAAUGAUCGACAUCAACACAACACUGGAGAUUCUGGACCUGAGCUGGAACUACCUGAGAAGGAAGGGAACAGUAGCGCUGGGCAGAGGUCUCAGGGUAAAUGGUGCACUGAAAAUACUCAACCUUUCUUGGAAUGGCAUUGGCAAUGUGGGAGCACUGGCCCUAGGAGAAGCUCUCAGCGUCAAUAAUGUGCUGGUUCAUCUGGACAUCAGCAACAACCAGAUCGACAACGAGGGAGCCAAGAAUCUCUGCAGGGGCCUUGAAGUCAAUGGAAAACUCAAAAUCCUGAAGAUGGCAAAUAAUCCUCUGACUGUGGAAGGUGCCACUGCACUACUCACAUCUGUCAGAAAGAACCCAAAUUCCAUGAUGGAGGAGAUCAACAUCUCGAAUGUGUUGGUGAAUGAAACUUUCAUCAAGUUGCUGGAUUUGGUGUGUCAAACACGUCCUGAACUAGAUGUCAUCUAUGGUGAGGUCGAAGGCUGUGUUGCGAAGAUUCCCAAGCAGCAUCCAAGUCCCAUGAAAGUGAUUCAGAAUUAUUUGAAAGAGCACAACCUGCAACUCUGGGACUUUUUUAGUAAUAUUGACAAGGACGGAAGCAUGAAGAUCCCCGUGGCAGUGUUCCGCAGAGCCAUGAUGCAGCAGUCAAGCAUCCCACUGGAUCGAGUCCAAAUUGGGGAACUAGUGCGCAAGCUAGACUGGAAUCAGACAGGGUUUGUGGACUAUAGACAUUUAAAAGAGCAGGAGCCGACACAGAAGCCUGUGGAAGGGGAAGUGGAGGAGGAGAAGGACAAGCCAUAAAACUGAAACAAGGAGGCAGCUCAGACAGUGAAUGAUUGUAGUAGAAACACUGGAAGAAAGUUCAGAGUGGCCCUGGGCUUGGCCCAACACUGAUAGUCUAAGUUAUUGAAUGCAGAAAUAAUAGUCAAUAUUCCUGUACACAGCAGGUCCUCUAUACAGUCUGGUUCUUUCAGCUAGAGGUAGAAGGGAUUGGUCCUUUGGAGCUGGUUACCAAUUCUGUCUCGCUCUGUGUGCUAACCUUAUUUGUAGAGACAGAGACAAAAAGCAGGAAUGGGGAUAACAAGAGAACUCAGGUAUUUUCAUUAUCCCAUUUAGAGGGAGUACACAUGGGCAAAGACUGUAGCAAGUGCCCUGCAGACAACCGCUACCAGACGUAGCGGUUCUGACACAGGGACCUUCUCUGUGAAGAGGAGAAAAAUAAAGUUCAUAAAAAACUGCAGUUAAUGUUGCUCAGAAAGUUAUGGUAACAGGAAUUUUAUUAAAUAUCUCUGUGGGAAAAAAUAUGCUGGAAGGGUUGAAGCUGUAACAGAUUUUAAAUGGCUCAGAUACUAAACUGCUUUUUUUUAAACCAAUAUUAAAAAAAACCCCCAUAUUUCAACAACUCUUAAAAAGAAAUGAAAGCCUUAUAUAUAUUAGUAUUUAUACAUAAACAGAGUGCAGAAAAUGUAAACAUGGGCAGAUGAGCUGAGCCACAGGAAAUACAGUUUGCCAUGUGCAGCUGCCAAUAUAGACUAUACCACCAUGAAACUUGGAAAACUGGGACAAGCUGGCCACUCUGGGAAGACCAGCCUUCAGUGGAAAGGAAGAGAAGCAGCUGUUUGCCAUCUGGUAAGUCUCUGUCUGUUUCCUAGCAGAAUUCACACCUGGGAAAAAUAUCUUUGAAUUAAGAGUUCCUGUGGGUCCAGUGCCUCAUCAGAGGACAAUGUGACUGUUGCCAUGAUGGCAUCAGCGUGACUUCUCAGUAGUUAUUCUCAAUAGUGACUGCUGGGAUUUAACUCAUUACCUGAGCAGAUCCGUGCCCACUGUUGCCUGUGACUCUUCCAGAAUUUACUUGUGAUUGUGGCCAGUGCCCCCUUCACAUCUGAAGCCCACGGAGAUUGAGACAAACAAUCAGAACAGCGCAGCGCAUUUGAAAUCUUAGGCAGUAUGCACAUGCGGGGCGUGACACUGUGGGGUUUUCUGUUCUCUGUUCCUAAAAUAAUGGCUUUAAAGUGAAGGAGGAAGAUUUAGACUAGACAUUAGGAAGAAAUUCUUCACAAUGAGGGUGGUGAGGCACUGGAACAGGAUGCCCAGGGAAGCUGUGGCUGUCCCAUCCCUGGAGGUGUUCAAGGCCAGGCUGCACGGAGCCUUGAGCAGCCUGAUCCAGUGGGAGGUGUCCCUGCCCACGGCAGGGGGGGUGGAAUUAAAUGAUCUUUAAGGUCCCUUCCAACCCAAACCAUUCUAUGAUUCUAAAAUGUAAUCAGCUUUUCGUGACUGUUCCUAAGCACCGAGGUACACUUUUUUUAAAGUAUCCACUAAACCUGCAAGAUCCAGAACACGAAGACUCGGCGCGGGGAGGGGUGCGGUUGGGGAGCGGUCCAUGCCCAUCCUUUAACAACUCGAGCUCGCCUCCUCCUCAGACAGACCCACCGCGCCUUGCCCCGGGGCCGGGCCGGGCCGGGGGGUGCUGCGGCGCAGGGCUGGGCUGGUGCCCGUGCCGCCCCCCGGGGUCAGGGCAGCCCCGGUGGAGCGCGGGGAGCCGCGCUGCCCCCCACCGCGGCACUGAUCCCCCCGGGACUACCGGCUGUGCCCGCAGCCUGCGCUCGGCUCCCCUUCUGAAAACUACUUGGUGGCUGUUUACCGAAGAAGUGCUACCAGCAGGAGCAUCGUUUGAACUGUUGUAAGCCGUUCCCCCGCCGUCCCGCUCCAGCGACUGGGAGGGUGGUGGGCAGUGCCUGGGGUGCGCUUUGUGAUGGACUCACGGCCUCGGUGGCCGAGGGAGUACGGAUACUGACUCUUGGUUCCUACCCGUGUGACAACGCUGACAUCGCUUGUUGGCCCAUGUUUGUGAUGAGUAUGGAGCAGUGUCACUGCUGCCGGACAGUUUUAGUCCUUCUUGGAUCCACUGAAGUUACUGCACACGAUCCACGGACCUGAGCGCAAUUUAGUCAUCAUUUCUGGGGGAGGCUGAUGUUUAAAACAUGUCAUCUUCUAGGAUGUUCCUCAGCUGCUCCAAGCCUGCUGAUCACGUGUUAACCAUCAAGUACUCACGCCAGUGUAAAAUAUAUCUGUAUCUCUCUCCCCCUCAAUCCCAAGAAGUCCUUUUUUGAGGUUUUGAGUUUUUUUCCCCCUAGUUUAGGAGGCAUACAAUGUAAAUACCAACAUGUGCAAACUGAGAUUUAAGGCCAGGAAGCUGGAAACACCUCAUGAUUUUGUAUUUGCACCAAAAAAAGGAGUAGUUUUUUGGCAUGUCCAACAACUAUUGUUACCUGACAGAGAACAAAAUUUACAGCAUCUCAAACAAGCUUCUUGGCCAAUCAACAGGCAGAUGCUCUCUGAGUUUGGUAAGCUAAAUCAGGUGUGAGAAGUUUCUCACUUGUUUCCAGACUAGCAAAUGUGGAAGAGAGAACAAUGGGAUCUCAGAGGACCUAAUGGCAGGGAGUGAAGGUCAUGUUUCACUGUCCCUACAGCACUGUGUUUGUUCUGCAGAAAAAGGUGCAUGUCAAAGUGGAGGAGUAACAUGUACAGACUGUUAAAUAUCUUCACCUUUUCUUCCCACAGUGUCUUGGGUUUGUUGUAUGUGUUACACAUGCAUCUUUAUCUCAUGCACAGUGCUGUUGUAUAUUAGUCAUGCAUUACUAUUCCACUUAGGUUUACACAGAAUCGUCUGCCCAACUAAACUGAUUUGUCCAAUUAUUGCCUUUAAGAUUCUAGAUUAGCUACAGCCAUCAAAAAUCUGCGGUAAGAAAACAACAUAAUCAAAUAGAGACGGGUGCUGGCCUGCGGCAGGUGUGGCUUUUAUUUAUUUGCCUGUCCACUUAAACUCCAGACACAACAGUGAUGUGGCACUUAGAUUGUACUUUUACACCAGGAAAAACCUACAGGGAGAUUGCAUGGUUUCUUUCAGCUGAAGAGUUUGAGCCCAGAUUUCUGUUCCAAAAGGGUUUGGUAAAUAAAAAUUAUCUACUUUGCCAAACACAAAACCAAAAGAGAUGAGACCUCUGGGAAUGAGCUAGCUAUAACCUUCUGUCCUACUGUGUGGCCUGAUGCAACUUAAAUACUAGCAAAAAAACUGGGAAUGCUAGUGAAAAUUUUAGUUCUCCAAAUUCACAUGCAAGCAGCAUGGUGGAGGGAUGUAGUUGCAGUGUCUCUCAACACUCUUAGAUCAAUAAAGCUUUUUUAAGCUUGGUGGCAGCAUUUGUCCCCUUGCUGGGAAUUCAGAGAUACUGAGCAGGGCAGUCAGGGAGUAGAGCAUGAAUUGCUCUGCUGAUCCUGCACCUGUGAAACGGCACAGAAGGAAAUGUUUUGGCCAGCAUAAAUUAAGGCAGCCCUGAAACUCAUCUAAAGUACCUUAGGAAUUCAGCCUGCCAGCACAAAAUUAGACAGCGCAGAAAGCUGGCUAAACAUAAUCUCUGUAUCUUCCUGGGCUUGUGAAAGUGACACAGCCAAGUGACAUUGUCAGAUCUCUUCAAUAUUAGAAAGAAAAUGACACUGAUUAAGUAAUGUUUUUAAAUCACAGCAUGCACAACAUAGUAUUUAAUGUGUUAGCUAGUUUAGAUGAACCUUUGGAUAUCUUGCAGGGGAAAUCAUCUUUUUGUUGUGGAUCUCAUUCAGCAGAAUGAGACUCAAUUCAGACUGAUUUCCUAGGUGCCACCACAACACUUAAGACAACAUAUUGUUGCAUUAAAAAGGACAUUACUGGUCAGAAUCUCUGGAAACCUCAGAGUAAGUAUUAAGACUAAUGUUAUAUGCCAAACUAUCUCAGCUUGUUCCCAUUGAAGACACAUUUGCUCUGUGUAGCUGAACUAGCUUAAAGGGUUGGCCUUUAGUUUGAAAGGAGAAAUCUCACGGGCUGCCAAAAUGGGUACACUGAUACUACUCUCCAUCUUUUUAAUUGCAUUAAUAGUUCUUUGUUCCAGUGGUCUCUCAUCCAUAUAAUAUGUAUACCAGAAAGGUGUCCAGUGUAUAUCAGUGGGCACGUGCCUUAUGCAAAGGGUAUCAUGCAGCCAUGCACAAAAUAAAGCAUCAUGGGACUGGGAGUAUGUCAUGUGCCAUGUACUAGUGCAACUGAGACACUUGAGUACCCUUUCAACUCACUCACUGAAUAAAACCUCACCUGAGUCAGUCACAGCAACAAUAUAGAAUCUGAAGAGAUUAUGAAGUGAACGUCUGCAAGGACAAAAUUGUUUUUUCUCAGCAUGAGGCAGCAGAUUUGGGUCAAUUGACUGAUGCUAAUGUUUUCUUACAAGACACUGGAAAAAAAUAAGGAUCAUAAUGGACAACUCGGUUCUUGAAAAUACAUGUUCUACUUGUUAUUUUU